Liolophura sinensis is the source of this 1661-nucleotide messenger RNA. Its product is annotated as guanine nucleotide-binding protein G(q) subunit alpha-like. NCBI's taxonomy places the organism in Eukaryota, Metazoa, Mollusca, Polyplacophora, Chitonida, Chitonidae. The record is from RefSeq and is a predicted model, not a curated record. Gene Ontology annotation, molecular function: G protein-coupled receptor binding; guanyl nucleotide binding; GTPase activity. Gene Ontology annotation, cellular component: heterotrimeric G-protein complex; cytoplasm. Gene Ontology annotation, biological process: adenylate cyclase-modulating G protein-coupled receptor signaling pathway.
AGGCAAGAGAGAGAAGUGCAGCUAUAGACGUUGUAGUUGGGGACAUUUUUGCCCUGUGCUCGAGGAAAUCGGUUGUUAAAGUUGUACCGAAGCAAAACGGAGGAGGCGUAGAGAGUGCCGGUGGCCGGCCAAAAACAGCUGUUCGGGCGCUAGAGAGCAGCGCGAGGCGGAGGAGACGGGGGGGAGCGAACAGCCGAACAACUAUGGCGUGCUGCCUGAGCGAAGAGGCAAAGGAACAAAAACGAAUUAAUCAGGAGAUCGAAAAACAACUACGAAAAGACAAGAGAGAUGCAAGACGGGAAUUAAAGUUGUUACUCUUAGGGACGGGAGAGUCCGGGAAGAGCACAUUUAUCAAGCAGAUGCGAAUCAUCCAUGGCUCUGGCUACUCGGACGAGGACAAGAGGAGCUUCAUCAAACUCGUCUAUCAGAAUAUAUUCAUGGCCAUGCAUGCCAUGAUCCGCGCCAUGGACACACUCAAAAUAGAAUACAAAGACCCAUCCAAUCAGGAACAUGCAAAUGGUGUGAAGCAGAUAGACUAUGAGACAGUGACGACCUUUGACCCCCAGCAGGUGACGGCCAUCAAGAGCCUGUGGGCAGACUCGGGCAUACAAGAGUGCUAUGACCGGCGGAGGGAGUACCAGCUCACAGACUCAGCCAAAUAUUAUCUGGACAGUGUAGAUCGGAUAGCUAGUAACAACUAUUUACCCACACUACAGGACAUAUUACGUGUACGAGUCCCCACCACUGGCAUCAUAGAAUACCCAUUUGAUCUGGAUAGCAUAAUAUUUCGAAUGGUUGAUGUUGGAGGGCAGAGGUCGGAGCGUCGCAAAUGGAUCCACUGUUUUGAAAAUGUUACGUCCAUCAUGUUUUUAGUCGCCUUAAGUGAAUAUGACCAGGUACUGGUUGAGUCGGAUAUGAGGUGAAACCGAAUGGAGGAGUCGAAAGCCCUGUUCAGAACUAUUAUAACCUACCUGUUCCAAAACUCAUCUGUCAUCCUCUUCCUCAACAAGAAGGAUCUUCUUGAGGAGAAAAUUAUGCACUCUCAUCUUGUAGAUUACUUUCCUGAAUUUGAUGGUACCAAAAAGGAUGCGCAGGCAGCCCGGGAAUUCAUUUUGAGAAUGUUUGUGGAUUUGAACCCUGAUCCAGACAAGAUCAUUUACUCUCACUUCACCUGUGCCACAGACACAGAGAAUAUUCGCUUUGUCUUCGCAGCAGUGAAGGACACCAUCUUGCAGCUGAAUCUCAAGGAGUACAAUUUAGUGUGAGAUGGCAGAGGACCGUGGGUGGAUACCACCCUUCUAGACCCUCACCUCUUUGGCAUAGUGUCGCAGGCGGGGAGCCCGCUAACUGGCAGGACAAGUUACCUCCCCUUGGUAAAUCCCGACACUUGUGUACUUGUGUAUAAAAAACAAGACAGACAAUUGUUUACCCUAAGAAAAAAAAAAGACGCCAAAGUGUUGUUUCUUUUUUUUUCUCUCCCCUGAUAAAUUAUAAGAGAAACUGAGUUUGGUAUGAAAAUAACAAAAAAAAAAACAAACAUGUUGCGAGGCAGAGACCAAUCUUGAUGGUGAUGAUGCUCGUUAAAAAUUUGGAAACCCUCCCCAGUUUGUCGACAAUUCUGUGUGGUUACUGUGGUAACCGUGCCGUGCCCAACCAGCUGG